This is a messenger RNA of Gadus morhua (Atlantic cod), 5874 nucleotides long. It is a transcript of the gene rnf157, whose product is annotated as ring finger protein 157. Gene Ontology annotation, cellular component: cytoplasm. The record is from RefSeq and is a predicted model, not a curated record. Gene Ontology annotation, biological process: protein ubiquitination. NCBI's taxonomy places the organism in Eukaryota, Metazoa, Chordata, Actinopteri, Gadiformes, Gadidae. Gene Ontology annotation, molecular function: ubiquitin protein ligase activity.
CUGGGGUGGAGCACUGAGAGUCCGUCGCCCCCGUCUGGCUCGGAGUGGUACUGCAGACCGUUCACAAGCAGUCGGUAUACUUUUAUAGGCCAACGUCGGUUUUAUUAUAAUACAUAAUUGUAUGAUUAAUUGUGUGUUGUUGAAUUCACAACGUUGUACGGUUGUACAAUAUUAAACAGGAAUGAUCCAGGACGUUAUAUAUAUUAUCUUUAUUAGCGGUAGUCGACUUGUUGCCAACAUUUUAUAAUAAAAAUCUAAAUUUGCCAGUAUGUUCAGGAUUUGUUGAGUUACUUAAAUUUGAUUAUAAGGGAGGAUUUCAAGUUUUACAAAUAUUUGAUUGUUGCACGCUGCAGUGCAGUCCGUGUCGAUCACGUUUGGCGUAGGACGGUCCAGUAACAGAGGCGUCGCGAGCUCCUGGAUUGGACUGCGCAAAACCACGGUCCGGAUUUGUCCCUGACGUCAUCACGGGUAGCAAUAGAAGUGGUCUUUGACAGGACGUCGAACAAGACCAUCGAAAUCACACAGCAGUGAAUUGAAACGGGAAGACUAUGCUGAGUUCUUGGCGAUUGAGUAUCACAGAGCGCUAAAAAACACAAGGGACUCGCUUUACUUGCUCUUUAAGAACCCGACACGCAAAGAAGAUGCGAUACCGUCACACAAUAGAACCGCUCCGGUGUUAAAGGGACUCGCUCUCGGUUGGUCGUCCUCCGCACAGCGUCUCGGUCUGCAGCGUUCAACCGGGAGACAUAAGCGGUCACAGAACCAACUAAUCCCCGCAACGGUCACAACACUGGGCGCCCCAUUACGAGGCCUUGGACCGGAGGGAAAUGGCAAUGGCAGCAAGAACUGGACUACAUACUAGAAAUUAAGUCGGUCGUUUAAUAUCGUGGAUAUUGAGUGUUAUGCUAAAUACGUUUAUUUUGAAUUCAACUGGAAAUGGGAGCUUUUAUAAGCAGACAGAACAUAGGCGUGGAAGAAGUGGACAUCCCGUCCAAUUCGGUGUACCGUUAUCCGCCGAAAUCGGGAAGUUACUUUGCCAGUCAUUUCAUCAUGGGAGGAGAGAAGUUUGACUCCACCCACCCAGAAGGUUACCUGUUUGGGGAGAACACUGACCUUAACUUCCUGGGAAUCAGACCUGUGGCGUUCCCGUAUGCGGCCCCCCCACCCCAGGAACCCGUGAAAACGCUGAGAAGCCUUAUAAACAUCCGGAAGGACACACUGCGGCUCGUAAGGUGUAGCGAGGACCUGAAGUUGCCGGGUGAGGAUGAGGAGGCGGUGAAGAACAGGGCCUGCUAUAACAUCGAGUUCACGUUUGACGCUGACACACAGGUGGCCAUCACCAUCUACUACCAAGCGAUGGAAGAGUUCCACAGCGGGGUGCCAAUCUACCUUCCUCAGGACAGCUCCCUGCAGUCGGAGACGGUGCACUUCAAGAGGGGAGUCAGCCAGCAGUUUUGCCUGCCGUCCCACUCGGUCAACCUCAGCGAAUGGGCUGACGAGGAGCUGCUGUUUGACAUGGACAAGGAGGUCUUCCCCAUGGUGGUGCAGGCGGUGGUGGACGAGGGCGAAGAACAUAUGGGCCACUCCCACGUGUUGCUGGCAACUUUUGAGAAGCACGUGGACGGAAGCUUUUGUGUGAAACCGCUGAAGCAGAAACAAGUGGUGGACGGGGUCAGCUACCUGCUCCAGGAGAUCUAUGGCAUAGAGAACAAGUACAACAGCCAGGAAUCAAAGGUGGUGGACGACGAGAUCAGCGACAACAGCGCCGAGUGCGUGGUGUGUCUGUCGGACAUCCGCGACACGCUCAUCCUGCCCUGCCGCCACCUGUGUCUGUGCAACGCCUGCGCCGACACCCUGCGCUACCAGGCCAAACUGCUGCCGGUGUGCGUGCUCAGCGUUCGGGCGCUGCUGCAGAUCCGCGCCAUGAGGAAGAAGCUGAGCCCGCUGUCCCCCGGCAGCUUCAACCCCGUCAUCACCUCCCAGACCUCCGACUCAGAGGACAACUCGGCGAUGGAGCACAUCCCCCCGGGUUACGAGGCGGUGUCCCUGCUGGAGGCCCUCAACGGGCCCCUGAGCACGUCGCCGGCGGCCCCCCCGCUCCACUCGGGCCCCAGCCACAUCACCGGGGCCCUGCCCCCCUACAGCGGCGAGAGCCACCCGGCCCCGCCCCGCUCCCCCUCCCCGCUGGACCCCUCCAACUCCAGCCAGGGCGGGAAGCUCAAGAAGAGCGGCUCCAAGUCCCUUUCCCAGAAUUCCUCUGUGCUCCAAGAGGAGGAGGACGAGAAGUCUUGCAGUGAGUCUGAGGCCCAGGCGUGCCGUCGCAAGCUGCCCGUGGACCCGCCAGAGUGCGGUGUGACGCCAGACAGUGAGAACCUGACUCUGUCGUCUUCCGGAGCCAUCGACCAAUCGUCCUGCGCCGGCACGCCCCUAUCCUCCACCAUCACGUCCCCUGAAGACCCGGUGAGCAGCAGCUUGGCCCAGUCGGUGAUGUCCAUGGCCUCGUCCCACUCGCAGCACUCCCACAUCAGCACUGACACCAUGUCCUCCAUGUCAGGGGUCCUACCUGGCGGGGGCGAGGGGGAGCCCCCCCGCGGGGCCGGGGACGGGGGCUACGCCGCGGGGGACAACCACCCGGACACCCCCAUGAGGAGCCGGGGACCCUCCCAGCAGGACGGGGGUCUUUCCAUGGAGCCAAAGGAACCAAAAUACUCUGUGUCACUGGAGGAGCAGGACUCUGAGGGCAACGACGUCACGGAAGAGGACAGCCCGUCGCCGUCUCAAGAAAAGGGUGGGCGGAGCAGGUGUCCAGAGUUGGCCAAUAACAAUCAGGGCGACGCCCUCUGUGACACGCCCUCUUUUGGGUUAGGAAAUGAGCAGGCUUCCGACAGCCGAUUCGCUGGUGAGGAGACGUGCCCAGUGCACAUUGAGGACUGUCUAGGGUAUCUGGGGGGCUACCCCGGCCCGGUCAGGAGACCCUCCCCCCCCACCACAGGAAACUUGAACCUGGAGGAGAGCGGGCCGGGGACCCGGGAGGCCCAGGGUCCUAAACACCCCCGCCACGGGCCGCUCAUCGUGUAGAACCCCCUCACACACACACACACACACACACACACACACACACACACCACACACACACACACACACACACACACACACACACACACACACACACACACACACACACACACACACACACGUCCAUAACGUGACAUAUCGGCAUGUCACUGGAUGCUGCACUCAUCGCCAGGGACACCCCCCCCCCCCCCCUGUUUCCGUUCUACAUAAACCCCUCCCACUCUGCCCGGACGAAACUGUCAUCUUGGAAAAAAAAACAAAAAACUAGUUUCCGUCCAGAGAGGGACGAAACAAUCAGUCCACAUUAUCGCUGUGGCCUGCCAUCCGACAUUCUCCCUCUGCCUCCUCGGUGUGACCCCAUGUGUAUUUAUUGAUCUGUUUUAUCCACUGUCAUGACUUUGUGUUUUGGCAUUAUUGGUCCCCUGCCCCGAUCCCAAUCCUCCCACCUUCUCCACGCCCCGCCCCGCCCCGCACCGCAUCCUUUGUAAAAGCCUCAGGAGGAAGAGCGGGGUCGAUCCCUGGCUCUUCCUAGCUAGAGUGCCCCUGAACAAGACCACCUCAACCCUAAGUGUUCCCGACCAGCUGGCUGUUGCCUUGCAUGGUUGACGACCACGUCGGCGUGAAUGUGUGCAAAGCACUUUGGUGGGUUAGAAAAGCGCUAUAUAAAUGCAGUCCAAUUAACAUUUACCAUUUACCACUACUACUACUACUAGUACUACUACUACUACUACUACUACUAGCAGUAGUACUACGACCAGCGAAACAGUCAGGGGCUACUGUGAUCGGCAAUCAAAUUGUUAUCAAUGUGUUCUUAAUAACACAUGCUACAACAACAACAACUAAAAUCAGUCAGCCACACCGGACUUCCUUACAAUACUGGACUGGAGGGGGGGGGGGGGUAUCAGUUUGGAAAAAUCCAAGUCCCUGGUUUUGCAUGCAGCUUUCUUAGGGCUUCACUAACUUCUACAGAUGUAACUUCUUGUCAAGCACAGUUACUAUAAUGGACAGCGAUGGACACCUGCUCUGAAUUUGGAUUCAGUGAUGAAAGGAUUCGAUUGGACCAAGUGGGUCUCAAAAUGGCAGGCCAUGAAGCAUUGGACUCAGGACUGUUCUAAUCGACGCAGAAGAGGACCAUAUGGGAAAAGGGAAUACAGAAUGUAUAACGAAACAUGAACACUUUUCAGAAGGGGAAUGUACGCAAAAUGUGUUGCUGUAGGUCUCGUUUUUGUUCUUUCAAACUAGAAUAGCCCUUCCAACAUUGACCUUUAACCUGCAUCCUCAAAGGUGUUUAAUUUCUCCUCCUCCCUCAAACAAUGUCACACUUUCCUCCACAACCACCGUUUUAGCGUGUCAGUGAAAGUCGCCAGUAAGCUAACAGCCGCCGAGCAAUAACACAAUGGUCCUUCAGCUGACAUCCUAAACACAAAUCAAACUUGUUUUUCCUUUGUGUGUUUGGAAAAACUCAAUAUGGGAUUUUGAUUUGGUUUGGUUAAGUUUGAUGCUUUUGUUUUGCAUUGUGUUGAGGGCCUUUGGGUUUUCCCCAGUGUUUUAAGGGGGGCGUUCGUCAAGCCUGAAGCGACCUCGUAAGCGAUAUCAUCAUGGCUCUGCCUACUUUCCCACAGUGAAUUCCUCUAUGGGAAAAAAUAAUUGUACUUAUUUCUGUGACAACAGUCAAUAUUUAACAUUAACAAAACUAAUGUGUGUAUUCCUCAAUUCAAUUGAGCUGCUUUUUGCGUUUUCUGUAUCUUUUGAGGUCAAAUUCUGGAUUAAGCUAACAUUAAGCUAAAAACCAUUCUAAAAGGGACCCUAUCUGGUUGCUAAGGGGAAGUGACGCAGGUUUGUUCCUAAGGCCAUAUAUGGGCAGUCAUUUACAAAGUCUACUACACUGUAGGUUUGUGAACAAAGAUGGUGUGACUUUGAGACCAUGUUAUGGUUGCCCAGUAUUUACAUUCUCCAUCUUGUAUCUCCAUGUCAUUGAACCUCUGUUCCGGUCUUGAGACAGCCCCUCCUUUGUGAUUUUCUAUUUUGAUUUCCUUUUGUAUAAUUUUAAGUGUAUAGAGCUCACCUGUUAAUGUCAUUGUUCUCUGUUAUGUGUUUUAUUUGUGUGCAAAACACUGUGUUGUUGAGUGUACCAUGAACUAUUAAUAUGUGAAAUUAGUAAUAGUUUACACUGAUGCAGACACACACACAAACGCACGCACACACACACACACACACACACACAACACACCACACACACACACACACACACCACACACACACACACACACACACACACACACACACACACAUGGGAGCGUGCACCACACACACACUCCAAUGGAAAAUUAUCAACCUUGAAUGCACUAUGAGCUGUUUCCUAGACAACACACUUUGCUGUGCAUGAGGCGGUGAAGUAAAGUCUGCAUGUUAGUCUAGGUCGGUCUGCAACCUUUCAAAAAUAGAAAUCCAGUUAACCGCGUAUAUAUGGCUCUAGGAUCUCCCAGAAUAAAUCGCUCAUAUCCUUCUGUAUCGGCUGGUCGCCUCCUGCACUAUUAUCCACCUAGGCUACAGGGUCAUGUGACACCCCCCUUGAUGUUAUGACACACACCUAAAGCUUGGGAACAUCUGCCCUCGGAGCCCUGCUCUGACCCCGGAAAACACGAAGGAGGGAGAACUACCCGGUCUACCCACUUUUAUAGAAUUUAAGAUUGAAAACGUUGACAUAUUAAUUCUCCAAAAGAAAAAUAAAAGUUGUUGUUUUUCCACUUAAAUCAGAUGCUUCUGCUUUUUUUUCUAAUAAAAAACGUAAUUUCUGUG